Cimex lectularius (bed bug) is the source of this 5868-nucleotide messenger RNA. RefSeq lists its product as uncharacterized. Lineage: Eukaryota; Metazoa; Arthropoda; Insecta; Hemiptera; Cimicidae. The coding region runs from base 656 to 5695 and encodes 1679 amino acids. The transcript has 8 exons. The record is from RefSeq and is a predicted model, not a curated record.
ACUUCCGCCUUUAUUUCCCUCUUCACAAAACCUAAAAACGAAGGGCGACACUCAUGGUAUACAGGGGAUGUGGGAAACUACUGUAAUGCAAGAGCUAAACUUAAAAUCUUAAGAUCAGUUAAAUAAAUUUGAAACCCAGAACUGCUUAGAUCCUUAGUACUGAAAUUUUCCCAAACGAAAAAAGUGAUUUAAUUAAUUAAAACACCUAAUGGUUUCGAGUUUUUAAGAUGUUUUCUGAUCAUUUUCAUAUACUGCCCGUUGUAUGCCAGAUUGCAUUAAAAAAAGGAUUUAUUUUGGCGAAUAGCUUCAAGGGCGAUAAGGAGGAGGAAGUAGCUCCUCUUCACUGGAGGCGGUCCAAAGAGCAUUUCUGUAAACAACACCCGUUCCGGCCGGAAUCUCGAAAGCACAGGGUUAUUGUUCAGAUAAGAUAUAUAGAUACGUAUGUACCUGCCCUUUCGGGCUAAAAAUAAUGCUUAGUCAGGAUGUCUUGGGUGUCUGUUAAAAGAGGUGUAAAUAUAGUCCAACGCUGGAGCCUCCAGGACGGAAAACACCGCUUCCUGAACCAGUUCGGUACUUGCUCGCGGUGGGUUGAAAAUGAUUGGUAUUGAUUUAAUUUGAAACGUUAUCUACGGGACAACCAUUCAACCGAACAAGUAUGAGGGGUCCUGAUCUCCCACAUCGGAGAUAUUCGAUGCCGGAGACGGUGAUGAGGAAGUUCCGGUUGGGCCAGAGUUCAAGCAGUUCCUCCGAGAGCGUCAACAGAAGGAACGGACGCCCGCGGAGGAACGCGACGAGGAGGAAACCGUCCAAGCCGAGCUGCAGAGUCAACAGGUCGUCCCAGACGAGCCCGCAAGUCAAGUGCCAAUCCGACAGCCAGCCCCUCAACGAGCGAGUGUUGGUGGAAAGUUCUCCUUCCUUGUCGAGGCCGAGGGCGAGCUCUUUUCCCGACGUCUCGUCUUCGGACGAAGGGAAGAUUUAUAAAUGUUUGAGGCCCGCAUCGGCGAGCGAUAAGCUCUUCGGGACACCAUCGCCCUCGCAUGUCUCCUGCUAUGGGCCCGCCGGGCAUCGCUGCGGCCUCUGCUCGAACAGUUGGUCCUACACGUCUUCUGACUACACCCUGAGCCAGACGGUGUCGGACAGGACGACUUCGACCCAAGACUCCACAUUGAGCGUUCAAUCUUCAAGCCCGACGACCGUUACGCCCAUUUCCUUCAACUCGGAAAAGGCGAGAAUCCUAGAGAGAAGCAUAUACGCCCCUUCGGGAAACUUAAUAGCCGUCCACACCGAAUGCCUCCUGAUACGGCCUAUCCAGGUCUCGGACGACGCGAACAACUGGCACUUCGGCUUUGCCCAGGACGACGAGGAAAGCAGGCUCGCGCUGAUGCCACAAUCGGUGGGCACCAUCACGGAAGACGAUAUCGGGGCCAUCACCUCAGGGAGAAAAGACAGAAGCACGUCAGUCGGAGAAUGGGACAAGCGAGAACUCAAAGAAAUCCAGUCAAAAAUGGACAAGAGCACGUACAUUGACAGCGCACUAGAAUACGUCUCGGACGUCUCAGAGAACGCUCAACCGCCAAAGUCCAUCUCAAAAAUCGAGUAUUCCAGAGAAAUAGGUGUGAACACUGAUGUUGAAAAUGCAUUUACAAACGUAGGCGUUCAAGUGAGCGAAAAUAAUUUUAACAGGGAUAAAAAAAACGCCAAGCCAGCAAACGGUAAUAUAACACCUGCUGAAGAAAAGCCGAGAAGACUUAGGCAAAUUCACAAACUCGGAAAAAGCUUAGAUAGAAAAGACAAAUGUCACCAGACGGAAAAUAUUCUUAAAUCGAGUAAAUCGUUUCCUCCCUUGGCAGUUUGUUAUCAAAAAGCGGUGAGCAAGAGUCUGGACGCGGAUGUCGCCUGCACCGGAGGCAACUACAAAGACAUGGCAGAGGCGGAAUCCGUGAUAGCCAGAUUUUCCGCCGUGCCGAGGUCAAACUCGAUGAUAGUCAAUACUUCUUCUGUUGACUAUUCCAGCGACAGUGACCUGAGUCUGACCGACAGCCUCGAAGACCAGUUGACGGUAGAGAAUGAAUGGCCGGAGAGCAAGCACGACAACAGGCUGGUCAGAGGUGAGGUCAGUUUAGAGGCUUCGCACAGCAAAAAGAAAUUUCGAAAAGGAGGAGACGCCUACGCUUAUUUUCUGUCCAUCAACGGGGAACAGGACAUGAUCAAAGAGUACCCCAUCCCCGAAUGGCUGUCCGCACGUCUGAAAAGGAGCGAGGAAGAGAUUAAAAAACUAUUCGAAAUCAAACUCAACAAAAGUCAAACUAUUAUAUACAGGAGGAGGAAGAAGACUGUGAAAAGGGUGGAAAAUUACGAAUCGAAUUCGUCCAAUUCCAAAGAGAACCCAAAGAGAAAAUCUGCCAAAUCUGUAAAGUUCGAGUGCAAAGGGAACGAGGAAAGUCAGAGCAACACAAGGAAAGGGACCGACAGAGUGGAACAGACGAGUUCGAACAACAGAGGAGAAAGUAAUAAAACGGUGAUCGUUAAACCGAACAAUCAACCGUGCGAUCGAGACGACAAACCGUCAAAAGAAAACGGCCAAUUAGCUAUAACGAACAAAAACAGCCAAGAUGGUCAAAAUUACGUUCACAUUUCUGAGAUAAUCAAGAUAGAAAUGUCGAACCAGUUAAAAACUGUGAUAACUAAGGAGAAACAGAUCAACCUGAACAACGAAGCUUUUUUAAAAGACGGUAAAAACAUACAAACUUCCGAAGUUAUAAAUAACGAAGACGCCUUCAACAGUCAGAAGAUCAUAAUGAAAUCGAACGUUGGGCAGUUCCAACUGGACGCAGGGUCGACGAACGUCGAAUUUCAGAGCACGAAAACUCGCGAAGAAGAAAAGGACGAGAAACAACAGAAGCAUCUGAAGAAAUUAGAGGUCGUGAAAAAGCAAGAAACUAGAGGAUAUUCUUUUAAACAGUUCAGACCGCUUUUCGAGUCGAAAGCCGACGACAGGACGGUCGCUGAAAUUCUUUUGUCCGCUAUGAACGAAUGCAGUAACCCGGAUGAAGAUGAGAAAGGAUCUAAUACGAAACACGAGUCGAAAUCCGUCUCGACUGCAGAUUCUCCAUUUACGACAGACAGAGGAGAACAAGUUGAGACGACAGAAUCGAAAUCAGUGUCAACAGAAGAUCCUUUUACAGUAGAUGAAGAACUGCAGGUCGGCAAAUCUGUCGAAUCUAAAGCGGUCUUGACUGACGCGUUUUCCGCUGUUAAUGUUCACCAAGAGGCAAUGGAGUCCAAAGCGGUGUCCACUGCAGAUUCACCUUUCACAGUGAACCAGAUGCAGCAGACGGAGGAUGAAGAAUUCGAUGAGAAGAACACAACGGAAAAAUCCUGCAAUACGACCCAUCCCUAUCUCUCAGAGCUAAUCCAAACGACCGAAUCCUAUCUAGAAAGAACUCAAAAUAAAGAAUCUGCAGGUCACAUGGAGACAGAUUCUUCAGAAAACAGUCCCACCCCGGUGUUCGACAACAUCUUGAGGAUGGAUGAAAAAGCGAGCAACACAAACAGUUUUUCCGUGUCAACCCUGGUACAGACAAAAGAGUCUUUUCCGGAGGAUGAAAUAUCGUUUAUCGAGAUGCUCAACAACCAAGAAGACAAAGGGACCGAAACAAUCGACGAGGUAGACAGCAAAAUGGAUAAAUCUUGUAACACCGUGAAUCCUCUGGCAUCUUCUUCCUCACAGACUGAGACGGUCAAUGAAGUCAAGCCAUUUUUGAAUGAUGGCAAGGCAGAAAAAACCGGUCAUAAGGCAAAAAAGGACACUAUUAGGAGGGUGCCUCUGGCUGUGGAGAAAAGUGCUAAAAGUAAAAAAGAAACUAAUCUUUAUUGCAAGAGGACCGGCCAGCUGUUGACAGACGACCCGAACACAACUGACAUUCUAGAAUUGACCAAUCCACGAUGCAGUUGCCACAUCUGCGUUCUGCAUAAAAAACAAAUAUCCGUCGCUGCUGAGAAACAAAAGGAGAACCAAUCGUCCAGUAACAAUUUGAAGACAAAGCUGCAACACAGAAAGCUUACGGAUCAAAAAGAAGACAAAAGACCUCAAAAAGUCUGCGGAAGGGGUAAAAACGGUAAUAAUAAAUUUCUAAGGAAGUUCGAAGCAAUACCUGAAGAGAAGAACAGCUCCAAUGAGUCUGUGAUGGAAGAGCAGAUCAUCCCUCUGGAUCUAGGGAGGGAAUGGCAGAAAUCUAACAAGAGCACGAUGACCAACCAGAGGCAGCUGAAAGAAAUCAAAGAAGAUACCGAGAUGAGGUACUCACCGGAAGAUGAUGCUGUUGAGACGGCCACAAAAAAGCCAGUCCAGGUAGCAGGCAAAAAGUCCAAUCUUGUCAUCGGGAGGUUCAGAGCGAUUCCAGAUGAAGAAGGGAAGAAAGAAUCAGGUAAUCUCGGCGAAGGGCUGGAAGUCAUUCGUCAAUACAAAGGAAGAGCCGCACUUGCAACGACGCAUGUCGAGGAACACGAUGAGCUCAUGACACUCUCCAAAGGAUGGAUCAACUUCUACCUUCUUAAAGACAGUCAGGAAUUCUCAGACAAUGAAGAAGCUCAGAAUUGGCAAAAUGAAGGGAACCAGAUGAUCCCGAAGAUAUCUGCAGGCAGUAAGAUAUCCGAAGAGAGGUUCAAGCAGUAUACCGUGGAGAUACAUGCUACACCAGAGCAUAUGCAGCAGAAAGGAGUCGUUCUACCUGACCUUCCGCAAAGAGAGACCAAAAAGAAGCAGAAAAACAGCAAAAACCCCAGUAAUAUCACAUUACCCGAAAUCCACAGUUCGAGUUCCUCCUCAACACCGGAAAAUGUCGAGAAACUUCAGCACAGUUCAAAAAAAUACCAACAACAGCUUCCCGAAGUGUGUGGCAGGAAAAAGAGACGAGAAUUCAACACAAUGAGAGAGCACGUAACCGCUAUAGAAAAACUGUCGAAGACUGGUGUCGAAAGGGAAUUUGAAAUAGCAGAGAACACACUAUCUACAAAGGCGGUAGAAGUGGCACGGUCUGAACAUUCUGUCAGCUCAAUUACAUCCUCAACGGUAAUUCUUUCUGAGAGUCCUUCGCCUCAACAGCUUCAACUAUCAGAGCGCAAAUCCCACCAUAAGCAUCAGGCUUUUUACAGCCAACCAGCUAACGACAUGGGCACCAGCUGGACAGUGACAGUUGCCGGGUCGAGUGGGACGAAGGACCGGACACCCCCAGAUGUUGAGAUGAAGCUCACAUUCGCCAAAACCAACUCGAGAAACGGCCAAGAAAACACCAGUUCAGAAAGGAGCGUUAUGCAGUACAAUUCACACCAAACAUCCCAAAUCAGCAGAUCUAAGAGGCAAGGAGGAAAGAUGAUUGAACAGUAUGCACACAGUUUAAGAAACGAAAGGCAUUCUCUCCAAUACGUGCCAGAGCUUUCGUUUCAAAAUCUUCAACAGACCAAGAAGGAGAGAACGAGGUUGGAGCCGCCUGACGACAUGGACGGUUUUCUCGACCCGGAAUACGCCUCCCGUUUUGACACAAGGUCAAAAAUGAGCUUGGAAGGCAGCGAUAUCAGCAUCUGCAGUGACCUACAGGUAACUGGGCUCGCCAUUACGCCCGAGUUAAAACCGAGAGUGCCCACGCAGAGUGAACGAGACUUGGUCAGGAGGCAGAGAUACAGAUUCACAAGAUAAUCAGUGCCUUUCAAAAUUUUUCAAAACAGUACAAGCAAUAUGAAAACUUGUACUGCAAAUUUGUAAAAUAACAAUUAAUCUAAUAAUUUAACAUAUAUACAUAAAUAUAUUUUUGUACUGUUAAUUAAUUUUUGUAUUAUUGAAACUUAGGUUAGACAAUUAAAAAAAUUAAA